GUCAGACCCUAAAUCCUUAAACUCAAUUAUUUGGAGGUAAAUAAGACUAUUUUGUUUCAUUUUGACUAGUCUCUGGUUAAUUAAACGUUGUCUUCAGUCUUCACUGUUGAGUCCACUCAAUAUUAAUAGUAGUUACCACACAAAAGUAACAGAAAAAUAGUUGAGGAUAGUAUUUCACAAAUAUUAAUGUAAUUUAGGAUUAAUGUUAUCUAAUAAGUCAAAAGGGCCCUGAUUGAUUUGAGGAUAUAAAAGCAUGACUCUAAUAGCAACUCCAUCCUAAAAGGAGUUUUUAAACUAUGACAUGGGACAUUUCAUGUUUCUUUUAAGAAUAACUCAAUUUUUAUACUAAUAUUUCCUUUUAAUUGUUUCUGAGAAUUUCUCACUCAUUUUAGCCAGGGAUGGAGAUAUUUCAACUCCAACCACUUUAGUUAAGUUAAAGGCUUGUUAGUUGAGAAAGGGGUAAUUAAAAGUUUGUUUGUUGAAACAGAAGAAAAAGAUGAAUUUCUCCUAACAAAUCAUCUUAAGUUAGUUUUGUUGAGACGUAACUGUAAUGUUAGAAAUUGUUUUUUCCUACAGUAAAAGUUUUGAAAUGUUGUUGUGAUUGUCAACAAAAAAGGACGUGUCAAAUCACAGACAAUAGUGGAGUGAUUUAUAGACAAGCAUACAGCAACACUGUAUGUGGCAAGUAUAUCUUGCUCGAUUGAUUGGUCUGUUUUGAGCAAAAUAUGAAUAUCAAACGUAUCUAUUGAAGUGCUGGACCGUGUGUGCUCUCUAGCUAUUUUGAUUUAAUAGGAAUCUGCUUUUUUGGUAUUGCAUUGCACCAACUCAAAAUUAUGAUGUGAUCGGAAUCUUUUGUCUUUCUUUUGUCUAUCAUAUCCACACAUGCGUGGGAAUCCCUGCUACUGUUGUUUAUUUUAUGAAUUUACUUUUAAUUAGUUUUCUCCCGUUCAUUGUAUAGCUUAUGGAUUUCGUUUUAAGAAAAUAAAAAUAUUAUAUCACAUAAAACAAAAGGAUAAUAAGUUUAAAAUACAUCAAGGUGUGUGUUUCGAAAGGGAAAUUUACGAUUUACACUUGAAUAUCCCUUAUAUAUUAAAAGAGAAGCAUUACAACAUAUUUUUGUACCUACAUAUCAUCACCAUAAUCAUUCUUAGAAUUUUUAGAAAAAUAUGUUGGUCCAUAUAAAUAUAUAAUAAGCUUUUUAUUAAACUAACCAUAAAUUAAUCAUAAAUAUUCUUCAUUAUUUCCUUAAAUAAAAAUCACGGAAUUACCUAAUGUGGUUAAAGUAUAUAUAUGACAAUUAAUGAUUUUGAAUAAUAAAGAUUUGAUAAAAAUUAGUAUAUUCUCUAUCAUUUUUUUUAAUUUUAAAUUAUUAAAAUAAAUUAAACAACCACAUUAACUAUGUAAUAAAAAUUUAGAUUUUUUCGUAUAUUUUAUAUUUUGAAUUUUUAAAAACGAAUAUAAAUGACUUAAGUUGCUAAAAAUCUCACAUAUAAAUUUUUGUGAUCCAUGGUUUAAAAUUUAUGUUAUAACAAGAUACAAAUGAUUACAAAAUUACAUAAAUAGGAAGUCUCAUUUAAUAAAUAUUAUAUAUAUAUGUAUAUUAAUAGUUCUUAAAAAUAAAUUAUAUACCAUAUAAAAUACAUGAGUAUUUUAAUUUCGAAUUUGCUUUGAAUUUUUUUUAUAAACAUUUUGAAAAUAAUUAUUAUUUCAUAAUAUGUAAAAAAUAUAUAAUACUUGAAAAUAAUUUAUAUAUAAUAUUCAUUCCGUGCAAGGCGCGAGUCUUAACCUAGUAUAUUAUUAUUAACAAAGUUCAACACCCAAAAAACUAGACAAGUUCACCCAAAAAACUAGACAAGUUCACCCAAAAAAGAGAGAUGUAGUAGUAUAAGUAAUAAGUAAUAACUAACGAACCGCAUGCUUAUGUAUUAUUGGCAUCAUUUUUAUAUUUGUAUUUGAAUAUGAUUUUUCUCUUAUAAACCACACUAAAAAUAAUCUAUAAGAUAAUUAAAAAAGACUUUGCGGCUUAAAAGUCACUAAUAUUCAUAUUAUAUCAUCAAAAUUAAGUGCUUUCUGUUAGAUAACCGUAUAGGUAAUGAGCUUUACAUAUCACAUGUGGGAGACUAAUUGAACACAUCACAUUUUAAUAUUAAUUAUUUCCUUUAAAAGUAUUUAAUGGCAAAGCCUAAAAUGUUUGUUGUAUUUAUAACCACUUUUUAUCAAUCGACACUUUUUUUUUUUGGCAUCAAUCAAUCGACUACUGGCGCCGAUUAUUUAUAAAACUACUGUUAUAAGGUGUAGAAAACUGGUUGAUAUAGUACGGCACCUCUUUAAACUAUUCAAUGAAUAAGCUGAUUGAUAUUUAUUUGAAUCAGACUUUUUUUUUAUUUAGAUUUUCGCUUAUUUCCUAUUUGUCUCAUUUCAAACGGAAUUUUUUUAUGAAUUUUCAUAUGGAAGCAGAAAUGAAAUAAUGGAACGAGAAAAAAAAUAAAAAAUAGCCCACAUGCAUGCACUAUAAAUUACAAGAGAGUUUGCUUACAGUCAAUGAUUCAAAGUUAAAAUCAUGCUGUAAAAAUAAAGGAUCCCUUUGUAACAUAUAAAGAAAUAAAGGAGCGUAUUGGGAAAACUGGAAAAGCGACAAGUUACAGAUUUCACAUAAAUAAAUGUAAGAGGCAUCGUGAUAUAGUUAAUUUAAACAUUUAUAUUGACAAAAUUCCAGCUCAGUAAUGUUAAGUUGUUGUUGUUAAAAAUAAAUCCUAUAGAAAGAAAAGUUAAUAUGAUCAUUGAGAUUAUAACCGUGUUGGGUCACUGCUUACUUGUACAUGGUAAUUGAAAGUGAUGUUUACAGUAGUUCUUCAUAAUUAAAAAAUCCUAUCUACUUGCUAAUAAAGCCUGAUUUUGUUAAUCAGGUAGACGAUCUUGUCUUAAUCCCGCUGUCUAUGUCUAAUCAUUUCCAUUAUACUGUUGUCUUCCUGCUGUUUUUCCCUGCUUCUUAGAAAUUUCUUUGUAAAAAUACUAUUAUAAUUGAGCUCACAUGUUCUUAUAUCGUAUAAGAAUAUAGUUAGCCACCCUAAAUAUCGCAAUAUAACACAAAGUAAUAUCUUCUAGAAGUUAGUUUUUAUUCCUUCUUUUUUUGAAACAAGUUAGUUUUUAUUCCUAUGAUGUUUUUAGGGGUAAACUCUUAUAACAUCUUUAAACAUAGCUGUUCAACAAAAAUUUUAAAGUUUUAUAAGAGAGUGAUAUAAUAUCAAUACGCUAUAACCUCUCAUUUCAGAAGUCAGACAUUGUUUUUAAUUCCAUUUUCGAACAUACAAUAGACUAAACUGAGUUUUUGAAAUCGGUUGUAUAGCUAAACUGUAAAUUAAAUGGCUAGCUAGGGUGUUUCCAAUUAUCAAAAUCCCACUAUUCCAUAAUUUCUUAUACUGACUACACAGUCAAUUGCCUACUAAAUAUGGGCUACCAAAUCAUGGUUGGUAGUGAGAAAGGCUGUUUGGAUGUAAUUAGGAAUAGAUGAUAAGAGUCUCUUUAGCCGCAUUACUUGACUGUUCCUUCAUACACCAAAAGCCCUUUCUUCUAACCAUUUUCAAACAUAACAUUGUUUCGUAUUUUUGUUUCUGAUUUCUAGAGCUAAAGCCUAUAGUUUUCGAGGGUUUCCCUAAAUCUGCAUCGCUUUCUUUUUCUUCUCUCUUAUUUUUUCCCCAAUGUUUGACUAAUUUCUCUCGAAAUCAUUAUCUGUAUAGGCCAUUGUCAUAUAUACUAGUUGUAGCAUCCCGAUUUUUUUUUCUUCUUAUUAGGAGAUCUCCUAAUACCUAAUACUUUUGGUUCUUCAAUGUUUGACCAGUUCAGUAAACAUUUAGUAUUUUCUUUUUAUUGUGUGUUUUGGUGUAUUCAAAUAUUGAGUUUUGUUGUAGAAUUUUGUUUCUAAAUUUGUUUGAAACUCUGUUCAGGGCAAUUCUAAUGAAAACACAUGAUCCACUACCGCUUCGUUAUGACUUAUAUCUCGCAGUAAAUCAUUGCAAAUCCACUAGAAUUUGAGAAUAUAAGUGAUGAUCUCAAAAUAUUCUUGUGUGACUUUUAGUCCCACUUGUAUUGCCACCUUAAACCUAGAUGCAUCUUCUUUAUAUAACAAAGAGUAAUAGGAUAAGCUUGAUUUUCAAGGGUGUCUCCUUCUUUACUUCCGACACGAGCUUACGUACAAACGCACCAAGUUAAUCUUUCUUUGUUCAUCAUAUCACUUACGUACUCUUUAAAACAACCAAAUUAACCACGAUGGGUUUUGUUUUAAUUUUAAACUCAAGAUCGUCUGUCAAACCUUCUUCUCUGGGUAGACGUAUAUCUCUCUCUCUACCCUUUUAGGGUUUCUCAAACCUUUUAGUAUACUAGAGUGUCUUCGUGAGCUCUAGAAAGAAUCAGAAACUACAGACUACAGUGUUUUUGUUUUGUUUUUUCCUUCAGACGCACAACAAAAUAUUCCUCAAAUCGUUAUCCGGAAUAAAUAUUUAUUAGAAAAAUGUGUUUGAAUAUUUUAGAACGAUAGUACUAUUUAAUUAGACGUUCUAAAUUUUAAAAAAAUAAGAAAAAGAGUGUAAUGGACCCAAGUAUCAAUAUUGGGUUUGCUGUAGCCUGUAAUAAAUCACAUAUUUUUGUUAUAGUACUCACAAAAUACAAAGAAAAUUAAUAAAAUGAAAUACAAAUGAGACUUAUGAUGAGGGAAGGAACAACUUUAAUCUUUUACUUUAUAAGUAGGGAACACACAAGUGAUUUUUCGGGUCGUGUCAUGUGAAUAAAGGCUAAGUUGCUCUGUAACCCAGCAGUGAUAUCCCAUAAUUCUUUUUGAUUCAAGACAAAUUCUUAAACCUAACCAUUUUGAUUCAUCACUAACGAACGAAACAUACAUAUUUUAGAUUUCUGAAGAUUUAUAAUACUGCAAUCAUGGACCAGUAAUUAUAAUAAAGAAAAAAUGGCAAUCGAAACAGUUCUUUUUUGUUUUUAAGAUUUUAAAUAUAUACCAUCUCUAAGGAUUGUAUUGUUCGUAGUCAGGACCAGCUUAAUUGUGUCAUGGGUGUUGGACAAAAAAAAAAUAAUUUCUAAAUUAUUAUUUUUCUUUACAAAAUCUGAUAGAUAUAUGUUUCUUUUAAAAUACCAGAAACAUUUUUAAAAAUAAAUCUAUAGAAACAAAAAAAUACUUUCAUAAAAAAAUUGGACUAUUUUCUUAUUUUUAAUAUAAAAAUAUAUGUAUUUUAAAAAAUAUCGGAAUCUUAUCUAAUAAGAAAUAGGGGGACAACGGAUUGGGCCUGGGGUGGUUGCACCGCUCGCCCCUAGAUAGCCGGCCUUGUUCGUAGUCGUCGGAUGGUGUUGGUUAAUGUAGUCGAUGUGUAUAUCACUAAUUACGUUCAAGUCCGACUGUAUGUUGUUAAGAAAAUAGAUUAGAAAAUUAUAGCCUCUAAAUUGAGGCAGAAACUAAUCUGUUUUACUAAUUUCACUUGGAUAACUAAUGAUAAGUUAAGAGUUUUAUGAUUUCAGGUUUCAAAAAUGUUAUUUCGUUAUAUUUAUUUAUACUUUCUCCAAAAUUUUAAGGCUUUCAUAUUUUUGAAAAUGAUUACAAUAUAUACUAAGCACUUGUUAAAAUUUUCACUAGAAACACCUGAUAGAUUUUAACUAAGCAUGUUCCGAGAAAUGAUCCAGUAUAUACACAUGAAGCUCAUUUUAACCAUUAUGUUAAUGACUUAAUGUUAAUAUGGCAUAGUAUUUAUUAAAAAUAGGUAAAUAAAAAGAUGAUUGGUGUUUGUGGGGACAGAGACAUAGUCACAUAAGCUGUCGAGAAAGACACGUGGCAAUGAUUACCAGUUGUCAGACUCCUCCUCCUCCUCUUUUAAACACACUCUCCUCCUCUCUCUCUCACAAACUCACUUCCCCUCACCAAAAGCUUUUCUUCUUCAGACAUGGAGACUUGGGAGAAGCCAUCUUCUAGAGGUCACCACCGUAACCCUUCCUUCUCCUCCACUCUCCUCGACCAUAUCUACCGCUCCAUCGACGACAACUCCCCUCCCUUAGAACCCACAAGGAAGAAGAAACCUCUCCAUGAGGAUCUCGACACUUCUCCAGACAAACUAGUCUUUCACCGCCGCUCAAUAGCUGCUGACUUCGAAAGAUCCAGGCGAACCACCACCACCGCCGCCGCCGCAGACUCUGUUUUCCUCAGAUAUUCCAACUCCACCUCCUCUGACUCAAGCGGACUCUCCUCCUCCGAGUCAGACUCCUUCUACGGACGUUCCAAAUCCUCUGCAUCUCCUCCGCAACCUAAACCAAUCCGUACCUCCGCCGUGAGCUCCGGCGAGAGAACCAACACUAAACAAGAACUCGGUGGCUUCUUGAGAACCAAGUCAAAAGCGUUGAAGAUCUACACCGACUUGAAAAAAGCGAAACAACCAAUCUCUCCAGGAGGACGGCUCGCUACGUUCCUCAACUCGCUCUUCACCAACGCAUCCACUAACCCUAAGAAGCCCAAGAAAAACACCACUUCCAUCUCUGUCUUGUCGGAGACACAGUCAUCCUCCACCACGUGCUCCUCAGCGUCGUCUUUCUCUAGGUCUUGCCUAAGCAAAACUCCCUCGUCUAGUGGAAAAUCUAAAAGGUCCGUACGGUUCUGUCCGGUGAAUGUGAUCCUCGACGAAGAUUCCUCCGUUUACAUCCCUUGCGGUAACGACACCAAACGUUAUCGCCAAGUUAUGGAGGAGGAGAAUCGUCGCGUUAUCGAAGCGGCCAAGGAUCUUAUCAGAACGUACCAAAAGAACAAGGAUCUUUUGGCCGUGACAACGUGCCAUGACGUUGAAGAUGAUGAUGAUGCGGCGAGUUGUGCUAGCUCGGAUCUGUUCGAGUUGGAGAAUCUUUCGGCGAUUGGGAUCGAGCGGUAUCAAGAAGAGUUACCAGUGUAUGAGACCACUCGUUUAGAUAAUACUAAUCGAGCCGUUGCUACAAGUUUAACUGUAUAAUAAUAAUGUUUUAGUUAAGUGGUUGGGGGUGAUUAGUGUAUUUUUUUUCUUAUAUUGUUCUUUCUUAAAUUCUCUUAUGUUAGUAACUUUUGUGUAACAAUAUAUAUGUUAAAUCAUGGUAUAUUUUUGGGUCA
Molecule: messenger RNA, 7123 nt
Organism: Brassica rapa (field mustard)
Lineage: Eukaryota; Viridiplantae; Streptophyta; Magnoliopsida; Brassicales; Brassicaceae
Product: protein BIG GRAIN 1-like A
Biological process (GO): auxin-activated signaling pathway
Source: RefSeq, a predicted model, not a curated record